AUGGGGAAGAACCAAUCGUUAACGCAUCAGAUUAAGAAAGAUAUCCUUCGGUUCAGAAAGAAAAUGCAAAAGAAAGACCGAGACUUAUCCAAGGUCCGAACCGACCUCAAGCGCUAUCUUCAUCAAGAAGGGCACACUCGCGUCAGUGAAGUAGAUAUCGAUCGCUGGUUAAAAAUGCACGCCUGGAUUCAGGUUCCGGGAAUGGUGCCGAACGGGGCGAGCGGUCCUUUCUUGAUGGAAGAGGUUGAGAAGGAGGACGCCGAAGAACUUUUACGACGAUCUGCUGAACUCCGAGGGAAGGAGGACUGCUUGCGGAGAGUUUGCCGAGUCGUCAUUGCUCGAAACGAUGAAGUCAUCCUGCCAUCGCCCAUUUCCGUAGUCGAAACAAAUAAUGAAGAACAAGAAAACGUUCCCGACAAGACGAAGAAGGCUGACGACGAGGCGAAAAACGACAAAGAACGGGGAAGCUGUGACAUUGCUCAAAAUUUCGAACAACUAAUCGAACUAGAUUGCGAUGAUGACGACGAGGAAAACGAAAACUUCCUGGCGACACAUGCAGAAGAGGUCGUGCGUAGGGUCGGCAAAGCGGAUGGAAUCCCACCACAAGUAAUCACAAUAGAUGAUGAUGACGACGAGAAAAACGAAAACGUCCUGGCGAAAAAAUCAGAAAAGCGUGUUAGGAGAAGUUAUGGGGUCGGCAUGACUGGAAAAGCGAAAAAAAUCUUAGUGAUCACAAUAGAUGAUGAUGACGACAAGGAAAAAGAAAACGGCCGGGCGAAAAAAUCAAAAAAAUGUUUUGUACGAAGAAGUUAUGGGGUCGGCAUGACUCGAAAGGCGAAAGGAUUCUCACCACCAGUGAUCACAAUCGAUGAUGAUGACGACGUGAAAAAAGAAAACUACUACCCGGCGGAAAAACCGAGAGAAUUGGUAUGGAGAAAUUUCCUUGCUGGAAAAUCGGAAGAAAUCCCACCAGUUCAGGUGAUCACAUUAGACGAUGAUGCCGAGGAGGAAAAAGAAAACGACCAACCGAAAAAAGAUGACAUUGGCGUCGAUGAAAAGGUUAUUGGGGCUGAAGACAAAGCUGGUGGGGUUAAAGAUGAUGGCUUGGAAGCUGGACUAGUUGAUGAUCCUCAAGAACGCCUGGAAAUAUUAGCUAAUGCAUUUUUUGAGGACCUCUUUGGAUUCACCUAUAUUGCCGAAGAAGUAGACCCAUACCUGGAUUCUCUAUGUCAACUACUUGAUUCUGCUUAAAAAGCUCAUUCGAAACCUGGAAUGGUCAGAUCUACAACAUUUCCUGCCACAACCCAACGGGCAAAGGCAUAGGAAUUCCCUACGAUUUCGAGAUAAAAAAGCCUCUCGAUUCUAAGCGAGGGUAGCUCGAAAAGAUCUCGAAUUUACAGUUAAAUGUCCAGCGAGACCUAAGGAAAUCCUCUCGAUUAUUCGGAGAUAUUGGCGACACGAUUUCCAGCAUUAAUCGACGAGAUUUCGUAUUUGCCUGAAUAUCGAAUUCCUCUCGAAUUUUAUGCGAUUUCAUUGGGAUUAAAAAAGUAGCAUACAAAAUACAUUGCAUUGUUUGUGUCUUAAUUUAUUUUACAACAAAUAACUACCAAUACAAUUUGUAUCAAAAAAUUAAUAAGUUAAUGAUAUAAUUUAUAAUUUUAUCUUCACUCAGGAUUGCCAGGUUGAGCAGCUACAUUUCUAAAUAAUAAUAAAAUAGUCCAUACAUUAUACAACGAUUCAAUUUGAUAUAUAUUCAUAGAAAUAUAUAUAUUAAUUUAAUGUUUCUGUACUUACCUCCUUUGUCUAACUCGAUCAUGGGCUUGCUUCAAAACAGUCGGAAGCACUUCAUAAUACUUAAUCAAGGUUGCUUCUCCAGAUGUCCGUGGAUUUCUCAUCAGUGCAUC
Folsomia candida is the source of this 1904-nucleotide messenger RNA. RefSeq lists its product as uncharacterized. The coding region runs from base 1 to 1251 and encodes 416 amino acids. The transcript has 5 exons. Lineage: Eukaryota; Metazoa; Arthropoda; Collembola; Entomobryomorpha; Isotomidae. The record is from RefSeq and is a predicted model, not a curated record.